This is a messenger RNA of Daucus carota subsp. sativus, 1961 nucleotides long. Its product is annotated as 3-ketoacyl-CoA synthase 5. Gene Ontology annotation, cellular component: membrane. Bases 144 to 1628 code for a protein of 494 amino acids. Gene Ontology annotation, molecular function: acyltransferase activity, transferring groups other than amino-acyl groups. The record is from RefSeq and is a predicted model, not a curated record. NCBI's taxonomy places the organism in Eukaryota, Viridiplantae, Streptophyta, Magnoliopsida, Apiales, Apiaceae. The transcript has a single exon. Gene Ontology annotation, biological process: fatty acid biosynthetic process.
AGAGCUGAGAUCAUUAACUCCCCUCAUCUGCAUCCCCCAUUCUUCUUCUGGUUGAAGCCUUUAAAUCCCUCCAGAGUCCUCCAGCUCUAAACAAAAAAACACACACACGCUUAAGUGAAUACUUCUCUCUCGAUAAUCAAAAAAUGUCACUUUCCUCUAACUCAGUGAAACUCAAGUAUUUGAAGCUUGGGUAUCAAUACUUUGUUAACAACAUUCUCAGCUUCUUACUCAUUACAAUCAUGGCUUCCAUUACUCUUCCAGUCCUUCGAAAUGACCACACUAAUAUCAUCGACACAAUAUCUCACCCGCUUGAUCACUUGAAUCUCCUCCAACUCCUUACCUUCACUUUCCUCAUUAUAUUCUUCUCCACUCUCUAUCUCAUGUCCAAGCCUCGCUCCAUUUACCUCGUAGACUUUGCUUGUUACAAACCUCCGGUUGAAUUACAAGUCCCCUUUUCCACCUUCAUGGAACAUUCCAAAAUCAACCUCAAAGACAAUCCCAAAGCAGUAGAGUUCCAAAUGCGUAUCAUAGAACGUGCAGGCCUUGGUGAGGAAACUUCAUUACCUCCUGCAAUCCAUCUCAUACCUCCUAAUCCCACCAUGGAAGCUUCUAGACUCGAAGCAGAGCUCGUAAUCUUCUCUGCUAUGGAUUCUCUGUUUCGAAACACAGGCCUAAAGCCUCGAGAAAUUGACAUUCUCAUCGUUAACUGUAGUCUCUUUUCUCCUACUCCAUCACUUUCAGCGAUGAUUGUCAAUAAAUACAAACUACGAAGUAAUAUUAGAAGCUUCAAUCUGUCUGGUAUGGGGUGUAGUGCUGGAUUAAUAUCCAUUGAUUUAGCCAGAGAUUUAUUACAAACGCAUCCAAAUUCAAACGCUGUCGUAAUCAGUACUGAAAUAAUUACUCCGAAUUAUUACCAAGGCAAAGAGCGAGCCAUGCUUCUCCCAAACUGCCUGUUCCGAAUGGGAGGUGCAGCUAUACUUUUAUCCAACAAAAGGCGUGAUCGUGGACGAGCCAAGUACAGAUUAGUACAUGUAGUCCGAACACAUCUAGGAGGCGACGACAAGGCCUACAGGUGCGUUUAUGAAGAACAAGAUCCACAAGGCAAAACAGGAAUCAGCCUGUCGAAAGACCUCAUGGCAAUUGCAGCAGGGGCACUGAAAUCAAACAUAACUACUCUGGGUCCCCUAGUCCUUCCUGCAUCAGAGCAACUACUUUUUCUCUUCUCGCUUAUCGGAAGAAAAAUAUUUAAUCUGAAAUGGAAACCUUACAUUCCAGAUUUCAAACAAGCCUUUGAACACUUCUGUAUACAUGCUGGUGGGCGCGCUGUGAUUGAUGAACUACAGAAGAAUCUUCAGCUAUCUGCAGAGCAUGUGGAAGCUUCUAGAAUGACAUUGCAUCGAUUUGGUAACACAUCUUCAUCGUCGCUUUGGUAUGAAUUGAGUUACAUAGAAGCGAAAGGGAGGAUGAAGAAAGGGGAUAGGGUUUGGCAAAUUGCGUUUGGGAGUGGGUUUAAGUGUAACAGUGCGGUUUGGAUAUGUAAUAGUACUGUCAAGUCGACGACAAAUGGAGCGUGGAAUGAUUGUAUUCAAAGGUAUCCGGUUCACAUUCCAGAAAUCGUGAAGCUGUAAAUGAUCAGUUGGAUCUGUUCUGAACUGUUUCAAGCAACCAACUCUCUCGAAAACCAGUCAGUUCAAAAAAACGAAGCAUUUCCCGCUAUAGAUAUACCCUUAAAUUUUAUGGUUUCACCCUUAAAAACAUGUAUGAAUGCUAGAGGUUUGUGUGCUACAUGAGUAAAUAUUGGAUUUCACUUGAGGUGCAAAAACACAUAAUUGUCGAAGUUUCAGAGCAAAAAUUGUAGCUAGCUAGCACCUCCUUAGUGAUUCGACAGUUGUAAAUUUGUGUUAUUAGUUAGCUAGUGUCUUCUUUUGAUACAGGGGAAUGCGAGAUUCUAAUAUUUCUUA